Molecule: messenger RNA, 568 nt
Organism: Tupaia belangeri chinensis (Chinese tree shrew)
Lineage: Eukaryota; Metazoa; Chordata; Mammalia; Scandentia; Tupaiidae
Gene: KRTCAP2
Product: keratinocyte associated protein 2
Exons: 5
Coding region: 36-527 (163 amino acids)
Biological process (GO): protein N-linked glycosylation
Source: RefSeq, a predicted model, not a curated record
CGGGGUGAAGCUAGUCCGCCGCUGGGCGCUGACGCAUGCGCAUAGCUAACCGUACCCGGUUCGGUUCUUCUCUUUUUUUGGCCAGAGGCUCCGAUUGGACUCACCGGCGGGGAAUGAUGGUGGUGGGUACGGGCACCUCGCUGGCGCUCUCCUCUCUCCUGUCUCUGCUGCUCUUCGCUGGGAUGCAGAUGUACAGCCGCCAGCUGGCCUCCACCGAGUGGCUCACCAUCCAGGGGGGCCUGCUCGGCUCUGGCCUCUUCGUCUUCUCUCUCACUGCCUUCAAUAAUCUGGAGAAUCUUGUCUUUGGCAAAGGAUUCCAAGCAAAGAUAUUCCCUGAGAUUCUCCUCUGCCUCCUGUUGGCUCUGUUUGCAUCUGGCCUGAUCCACCGAGUCUGUGUCACUACCUGCUUCAUCUUCUCCAUGGUUGGUCUGUACUACAUCAACAAGAUCUCUUCCACCCUGUACCAGGCAACGGCUCCAGUCCUCACACCAGCCAAGGUCACAGGCAAAGGCAAGAAGAGAAACUAACCCUGAAUCUCCAAUAAAGCUGAUUCUUUGUAGCUUUGUGA